This is a messenger RNA of Prosopis cineraria, 802 nucleotides long. RefSeq names its product 17.3 kDa class I heat shock protein-like. The transcript has a single exon. The record is from RefSeq and is a predicted model, not a curated record. Lineage: Eukaryota; Viridiplantae; Streptophyta; Magnoliopsida; Fabales; Fabaceae. Gene Ontology annotation, biological process: protein complex oligomerization; response to salt stress; protein folding. Bases 117 to 587 code for a protein of 156 amino acids.
CGUGAACGUCAGAGAAACAUCGCUACCGUCAUUGAUCAAGCAGCAAUCCCAAGCAGCCGAGCACUUUCCGCUCUCUCUUUCUUUUGUUAUUCUUAUUUAAAUUCGAAUAUUAGAAAAUGGCGUUGAUUCCAAGUUUCUUCGGUCGGCGAGGGAGCAACGUAUUCGAUCCUUUCUCGCUCGACGUAUGGGAUCCCUUCAAGGAUUUCCCUUUUCCCUCUGCUCUUUCCACUUCUUUCCGGGAAAACUCUGCAUUUGUGAGCACUCGAAUUGAUUGGAAAGAGACGCCAGAAGCCCAUGUGUUCAAGGCGGAUCUUCCUGGGUUGAAAAAGGAGGAGGUGAAGGUCGAGGUUGAAGAUGAAAGGGUGCUUCAGAUAAGCGGAGAGAGGAACGUCGAGAAGGAAGACAAGAACGAUAAGUGGCAUCGCGUUGAGCGAAGCAGCGGAAAAUUCAUGAGGAGGUUCAGACUGCCGGAGAAUGCUAAAAUGGAUCAGGUUAAGGCUUCCAUGGAGAAUGGAGUUCUCACUGUCACUGUUCCUAAGGCAGUGGUUAAGAAGCCUGAUGUCAAAGCCAUCGACAUUUCUGGUUAAGAAUGACAUUCUGGAUUUCUUGGUUUUGUAUUGACGAAUAUACAUGUUUUUGUGAAUGAGUCUUCAAUUAUCUAUGUUUGUAAAAUCGGGUGUUCUGCUUUCUGGUCAAUGUGAGGGAGAGCGUCGUGUUGUGUAAGUUGUAACGCUUAUGUGUGUUUGUAAAUUUUCAUGGUCUGUGUUGUUUGAAAUAAACUGAGUUGGUUUUUCGUUGUUUA